Molecule: messenger RNA, 267 nt
Organism: Parnassius mnemosyne (clouded apollo)
Lineage: Eukaryota; Metazoa; Arthropoda; Insecta; Lepidoptera; Papilionidae
Source: the annotation of a GenBank genome assembly
UUGUUAAAUAAAAAAUUAAAAAUAAAGGAAUCUAUUGAGAGGUUCUAUUGGCAGCUGUACACAUCAUCGUUGGAGCCACACGCAAAUGUGAGUAACGAUCCAAGAGCGAGUCUUAUCCGACUUUAUUCCGAUGAUAUCCCGGACGUCAGUCUGAGUGAGAUUAGAAUGGCUCUCCAGCACCUUAAAAAUGGCAAGGGCCCUGGCGAGGAUGGAAUUACAGCGGAGCUUCUGAAAGCGGGUGGAAGACCGGUACUUGAAGUCCUUUAG